Phoenix dactylifera (date palm) is the source of this 1638-nucleotide messenger RNA. Its product is annotated as serine/threonine-protein kinase GRIK2-like. Gene Ontology annotation, molecular function: protein serine/threonine kinase activity; ATP binding. Lineage: Eukaryota; Viridiplantae; Streptophyta; Magnoliopsida; Arecales; Arecaceae. Gene Ontology annotation, biological process: protein phosphorylation; intracellular signal transduction. Gene Ontology annotation, cellular component: cytoplasm. The record is from RefSeq and is a predicted model, not a curated record.
UCUACAGGGACGGUUCAAAAAAGGAAAGAGAGGGAGAGGGGGAGAAAAAGACUUCGAUGUGAACUUGCCCUAAACGACUCAUUUAAGAAUAAAACCACCCCUCCGAGUAAGACGGAGUUUUCUACGAGAAUAUUCCAUCUACCGCAACCUAUUUUGGAUUUCUCCGGGCGGAUUUUUGUCGGUAAUUCCUUGAAAUUGGUUGGAUUUCUUGCAAUGUCCUGGUUGUUUUCCAAUUCUAGUCGGGGAAUGGAUUGCUGCGGCUGCCUUGGGUUUCUUGGGAAGCCUGACAAGGAGAUUGAUCUCGACGACCGGUUCGAUCAGGAACGCUUUCUAAAUGAGGAUUUCGAUGGCUCGUAUGGAUAUUCUUGUGAGGGAUAUAGAAAGUUUGAUCCUCUUCUUCCGGGAAAGAAUCGGGUGAUUUGUAGAGAAAGCCCUGCGAAGGAAACCACCCAUAUCACAAGGGGUGCGACUGCUUGUGGUCGGAAAAUGAUAAAUGAAUAUGUUCGAGAGUGUACUAUAGGUCGUGGGAGCUAUGGCAAAGUGGUUUUGUACCGAAGCAGUAUCGAUGGAAAACAAUAUGCAGUCAAGGCAUUUUACAAGUCUCGGCUAUCAAGAGUGAGAGUCACUCCUUUUGAAACAGCUUUGGCAGAUGCCCGUAGGGAGGUUUCAAUCAUGAAGAUAUUAGAACAUCCAAAUAUAAUCAAUCUUAUUGAGGUGAUUGAUGACCCAGACUCGGAUCAAUUUUAUAUAGUUCUAGAGUAUGUGGAAGGCAAGUCAAUUUGCAAUGCAUCUGGAACAUGUGAUGGGUUGGGGGAGAAUACCUCUAGGAGAUAUUUGAGAGACAUAGUUUCUGGGCUUAUGUAUCUACAUGCUCAUGGUAUUGUGCAUGGGGAUAUCAAGCCUGAAAAUAUUUUGCUAACAAGUAGUGGAACAGUAAAAAUUGGUGAUUUCAGUGUUAGCCAUGCUUUCGAGGAUGGCAACGAUGAGCUUUGGAGGUCACCUGGAACCCCUGUUUUUACUGCACCUGAAUGUUGUCUGGGCAGUACUUACCAUGGUAAAACUGCUGAUAUAUGGGCUGUUGGUGUUACAUUAUACUGUAUGGUACUUGGAUAUUGUCCAUUUGUCGGGGACUGUCUGCAAGAUACUUAUGACAAGAUACUCAGUAGUCCAUUGUAUCUCCCUGGGGAAGUUGAUCCAGAUCUUAAGGAUUUACUACAAGGACUUCUUUGUAAAGAUCCAAAGCAGAGGAUGACAUUAGAGUCUGUAGCUGCGCAUCCCUGGGUGGUUAGGGACUGCGGACCAAUUCCCUUGACAUCAUGCAGAUGCAAACUUAGUACCUUUCAAAAGGAAUGUCCUACAGGAGAAAAAUCUGAUUGCACUUGAAACCUAUUCAUAGAUAAUUUAUUACAAUUUGUUGACGUAAAUGCUUGUAGCUGGCCUCUAUGAAGCCCUUAUUGUUGGGGAGUGUGAUGAUAUCAAUGGUGUCCCUCAACCUUCCUGUCCAACGAGAGGAAAACAAGAUGAUGGCUGCCUUACUUGUUCUACACCAUGAAAUUUACAUUAGAUUUAGUACAUCUUAACCUUUGUAGAGAGAGAGAAACAUUUCAUCUACAAAAUCAUGGUAUUCGUGAUGUUCUA